This is a messenger RNA of Toxotes jaculatrix (banded archerfish), 1679 nucleotides long. It is a transcript of the gene c1qbp, whose product is annotated as complement component 1, q subcomponent binding protein. Lineage: Eukaryota; Metazoa; Chordata; Actinopteri; Toxotidae. The record is from RefSeq and is a predicted model, not a curated record. The transcript is spliced from 6 exons. Gene Ontology annotation, cellular component: mitochondrial matrix. Gene Ontology annotation, biological process: cytosolic ribosome assembly. The coding region runs from base 148 to 1014 and encodes 288 amino acids.
UUCGUAGUUACGGUAGGUCAAUGUGUCCUUCCACACGUGUGUUGCUGUAAUCUUCCAGAAGCAGCAGUAACUGAGAGGGAGCCGGUUGUUGUGUGCUGUCAAACUAAUUUAUUCUGUCUCUACAAGCUUUAAUAUUUUUACACAGUCAUGCUAAAGUCGGUCGUCCGCGCGGUGGGAGCCGCUGUCCGCGUUUCUUCAGCCACCACGUCCACAGCACGAGCUCUGCCGCUCAGCUGCGCGACCCUGCGCUUUCCGAGUUCGGCUACAGCUCGGCCCUUCACCCGGUCUCUGUGGAUGCUCAACAGCAACGGAGCCUCGUCGGGAUACAGGCCGAAACUGUUUACUUCAAAAGGGCUUCAUCCCUCGGUAUCAUGUGGAUGUGGAGGACUGCACACAGAAGGUGACAAAGCAUUUGGUGAUUUCCUGACUGAUGAAAUAAAAGAAGAGAAGAAGAUCCAGAAAAACAAAACUCUGCCUAAGAUGUCUGGAGGGUGGGAGCUGGAGUUGAAUGGCACAGAGGCUAAACUCUCAAGAAAUGUUUCUGGAGAAAAAAUCUCUGUCACAUUCAACAUCAACAACAGCAUCCCUCCCAACUUUGAGGAAGAGAUGGAACAAGGACAGCAGAAGUCAGCAGAAGAAGAGCCAGAAAUUGUGUCAACGCCCAACUUUGUUGUUGAAGUAACAAAACAAGCUGCAAAACAUUCCCUGGUGUUUGACUGCCAUUUUCCUGAGGAUGAGAUGAGUCAUGGUGAAGGAGAAGAGGAGAGCGACAUCUUUGCCAUUCGUGAGGUCAGUUUCCAGCCUGAGGGAGAUUCAGACUGGAAGGAGACCAGCUAUACACUCAACACAGACUCUCUAGACUGGGCCUUGUACGACCACCUGAUGGACUUCCUGGCCGACCGCGGGAUCGACAACACCUUUGCUGAUGAACUGAUGGAGCUGAGCACUGCCGUUGAGCAUCAGGAGUACAUCAAAUUCCUGGAAGACCUCCAAGGUUUUGUCAAAUGUAACUAAUGUUAGAUAUAAGUUAAAUUUCACUCUUCUUCCACACACAUUCUGGCAAAGUUGGACAUAUGAUGAUACAGUAAGACAAAGACAAAAGUUGCAGCACUGAAUGAUUGAUCUAAAGAGACUGAUGACAGUGUCUGUGACAGUGAGCCUUGUUGCCAGCAACUGUCACAUAAAGACUUGGCUGCAUAUGUGUUUUCUUUGUUAAAAUCCAUUGUUCUGUAACUUAAAUUAGAUUGUUUAAAGUAAAUAUAUGAAGGCCAUAAAUAAUGCAGGUCGUAACAAUGUGCAGAAACCCUCAUUAUAAGGAAUGCCUCUCAAUUUUACAGCUCCUGUCUUAACUGCAGUGGUUCAGUAUGGUUCAGUUAGUAUUUAUGAAUGUUUAAUUUCCCUCAAGCCAACAAAGGGUGACUUUGUCAAGAUGUGAAAUCAAAACCAGAACACCAAAGAGGAAACAGUUCACGAAAUCAGUCCUCACUUCAGUGUAUGUGACAGCUUCUGGCAAUCUUGCUUUGAGUCUUGCUUCUAGCUGGCUUGUUAAGGGAGUUCAUUUUGACUAAUACUGAUUUGACUGUCAGACCGUAACACAUGAGAUCUAAAUUUGAAUGGCAUAUAUCAGUGUGUGUUGAGAGAAUGGAAGGUUUGUGUCCAUUAAAACAGUUUGAUAUAAA